This is a messenger RNA of Corticium candelabrum, 4289 nucleotides long. RefSeq lists its product as uncharacterized. NCBI's taxonomy places the organism in Eukaryota, Metazoa, Porifera, Homoscleromorpha, Homosclerophorida, Plakinidae. The record is from RefSeq and is a predicted model, not a curated record. The transcript has 9 exons. Bases 173 to 4093 code for a protein of 1306 amino acids.
CGCUUGUUUAGUUGCGCUGCCGUAUUGCAUCGAUUUAAGUGAAGGAGGAAAGCAAACGACGUGGUUGGUGAAUUCUACCGCAAAUUCUUCUGUCUCUCACAGCCAUCAUUAUGACCGGCGCUUCGACAAUCUCAGUGAAGCACUGGCAGCGCUGUCUAUCUUGUCCAUCGAGAUGAAAGUCACAAAUCUUACUCUUCUGAUCGGUAAAGGAAAGCAUCUUAUCGACGGUAAAUUUACGAUCGUCGGGUGUGACCACCUAGCAAUCGCUUCCGAGGAAACAAACAAAACGAGCGUGUUCCUUGACGUGGCCGCUGACCAUUCGACUUCAAUAAGCAAUGUUCAAUUCAUUAAUAACACAAACAUAGCCUUGUCCUAUUUGACAGCUAGAAGUGUCGUUUCAGGAGGAAGGUCGACGUUUACAUUCGUUCAAUGCGAUCACGUGAUCGUGAAGGAAUGCAGUUUCAUUAACUCUUUGUCUUCAUCAUCCUCUCUAUUGUUCUUCAACUCCGAAAGCGUCUACAUUUUAUGUUGUACAUUUCUAUUUACAGUGACCCUGCAAGAGAACAGAAACACUACGGCAUCUCUCUCUUACGUACACAACGUCACCUACCGAGACGACACCAGACGAAAGGCGUUGAAUGUUUCAAAUUGUCGGUUUGCGUCAAACGAAACUAGGCCGUUCAUUGGUUAUGGAAGCAUUGGAAGAGAUCACGAAGUACCGAUACAAGAAUCUGCAGUACUUGCCAUCGGACUGUGGUCGAGAAACUUGGACAUUGUUCUAAACAACUGUCAAGUGACUGGAUUGGCAGACGCGUUUGCCGUCCCUGUACUCAUAAGUAUGCUAACGGGAUCAGUUAACAACACUAUUACCCUCACUCAUUUUCACAUAUUCGAUAACAUGUGUGUAACGGGCUGUGGUAUCGUCUCCUAUUUCAACGGAUCUGCUGCUAACACCGUCUCUAUCACCGAUUCGAGUUUUGUCAAUAACACGGCUGUUAUAGAAGGAGGCGCUGGAAUGGGAUACGUUAGUCAUUGUCCUUUUGAUGCUUUCCGACAAAGGAACUCUGUACACUAUCAACGAUGUCUAUUUGCAGACAACGUUGCAGGGCGAGCAUUCGGUGGUGGAUCCGCUUUUAUCAGUUUUUCGACUCAGGAAUUUUUAGGAGGAAAUGUAAUGCAAUUACAUGAAAGUGAUCUGCAAGCAAAUUUGAAGUUUACCGACUGCACCUUUACAAACAACUCGGCUUUACGAGGAACAGUGUUUGCUAAGAAUUCUGACGUCACCUUUGAUGGAGACUGCCAAUUUUUGAGCAAUAAAGGAGGUGCCAUUCAUGCUCAAGGGUCAGUCGUCACUUUGUCUGGUCGCCACGAGUUUAAGAAUAAUUCAGCUUUACGAAAUGGUGGAGCGUUGGUACUGGAAAUGUGGAGCAGAGCUAACAUUAGAAACAUCGAGAGGAUCGAUUUUGUGCGCAAUUCUGCUUCUGUCUUCGGUGGUGCCAUCUAUGCAGAUGACACUUCUUCGUCAGAGAUCGUGUUUGAUAUGUUACACACAAUGGCGGGAACAGACACGGCCGUCGACUGCUUUUUGAACUUGACUUCUGAUGUCUAUUUUUCGUACGAUGGCCGCUAUCCCGAAGCGAACGUUCAGUUUUUGAACAAUUCUGCUGGUCUUUCUGGAAGAGACAUAUUUGCGACGACAUUCCGCUUAUGCAAUGCGACAUCGAUGGCACCGCCAGGCAAGCGAGUCCCUACUAACGAAACGUAUCCCAUAGCCUCCAGGCCCACAUUCAUGCAAUUUCUUUCUGCUUCUUGCAAAUGCUACAAACCCAUAGGUCGGAGAACGCUUCAUUUUCAGUCUGAGAACUGUAGUAGAACACACAUCAUUAAGAGAAUUGAAGAUGAAAUACCUCACGAUGUUAUCGAGGAGAUGAACUCCAGUCUUCAAUGUUGGAAUAAAACGAAGGCCGCAAUUUUCUCUAAAGCCUUUCCGUUAAGUAAAUAUUAUAUUCCUGCAGCGAUAUUUCCUAAAGGAUUGUGGGUUCCGUUCGGUGACUGUCUCUUCAGUGAGUACAUUGAAGUCAACAACAGUAAAUCAAUACAUGUGCGUGGAGUACAUUCGACAUUUUGCAAUCACAGCUUGUCGAAUCCACCGUCUUUUCUCGUGCUUAACCCCUCGCCUGGUGAAAAGUUUCAGCUGAGACUCAAUGUCUGGGAUGAGUUCUACAACGAGGCAUCUUCAUUGGCAUCACUUACGGUUAGAAAUUCUGAUGACGCGAAUGUAUACCCAGAAGCAAUGAUACGACACGCUGGUACCGAAUAUGGACGUCUCAGUCCUUUCUACUUUGACGCUCUCCAACCGAUCAAUGACUUGUCAAUUGUUGGGCCUGUCGGAGCUCGCGGAUUUCUUCGCAUUCAGUGGCAGUCAUUUCUGAGGGGAUUGUCGUGUCCACUAUACAUUUUCUUUGAACUGGCACCUUGUCAUGAAGGAUUCGAUACACCUCGAGCAAAUGCUAACUUGACUAAGACUGCCGACUAUAUUGCCAACUCCACGACUUGCUCCGAUAAUGAAGCAAGCUCGUACUUGGAAUGUACAUGCUCUAACAAAAACGGUAUCUACUGUCAAUCCGACGGCAAAACAGUGACGGUACAAGACGACUACUGGGCGGGAACAAUAUACACAACAAACAAGUCUAGCGGAAGAGUACAGCAAGACUUUUCGACUCACCUCUGCACUGGUUUUUGUUCCGAUCAACAGUCUCAUAAUGACCACUGGACAUUGGAUGUCGAACAUCCUGACAAACAUUGCAGCAGAGAGCGAACGGGAGUGUUGUGUGCUGUUUGUUCGGCUAACUUUUCAGGAAUUCCUGCAAGCAAGACUUGCAGAGACUGUCGUUUCUUCUGGAAGAUAGGACUAGCACUGUCGAUAGCGCUUGUUGUGAUUGUGGGAGCAUUUGUCGUUUAUCUUGCAAUGACGACACCGUUGCUCAACAGUCCGACGUUCGAGUCAUGGGUUUUCUUCAUUCAGAUUGUUCCUCUUGUUUUGCGACCUGACCCGGACGCUUUAAUGAACGAUUUUGCAAGCUACACCGUCAGCCUUCUGCAACUUAAUGCAGCUUGGUGUGUGUUGCCCGAUCUCGCUCCUCUAGAGAGAAUGGCUAUGAGAGCUCUUCCAUCAUUCUAUCUCUUCUUUCUUGUUCUGCUCUUAUUUGGUGGCAGCCACAUCGCACCAUUUUCGAGAUACAUCAAGAGAGCUCGUGUAGCAGACACAUUUCUUCUUGUAGUUCUUAUUUCUUACGAACCGCUUGCUGCGUUUGCCUGCUUUUCUCUCAGCUGCACAAUUACCAUGCAAACCGAAGUGCGUCUCCUGGAAAACCCCGAAGUCGUAUGCUUCAACUCUUAUCAUCUUCCUUACGCCAUUACUGCAAUUAUCAUUCUCACCUUAUUUCUGAUUCCAUUGCCAAUAGUUCUUCUACUUGGUUUUCGCACUAUCGAUAAUUGUACAGAAGACAUCACGUGGAUGAAACGUGUGUGUCGAUCUUGUGCUGCUCGAUACAAACAAGGAAGACAAUGGUGGAUCGGUAUGUCUUUGGGGAGGCGACUGCUUGUUACGAUUGUAGUCGCAACCGUUACAACAAACGUUCAAAGUCGUCAGGGCAUUCUCUUCUGCAUCUGUGUAUUUCUGUUCUUUACUACAAUUAUAUUUUCGCCUUACAGAACCAAAAUGGCUAACAACUACGCAUUUCUGUUGUCUGCAAACCUCACUCUUAUUGCUGCGUUCUCAAUUAACGACAUAUCCGUUUUGUCACCAACGAAGCAAAUGGUAUUUCCUAUUAUUAUAGUUCUGAUGUUGUCUUGGCCUACAGUCGUCAUCAUUGCCAUGGCAAUUCAAAAGCACUGGUGGAGCCACUUUACAGGGUUUUGUCGGAAGUUUAAGAGACGGAUGAGACGUCAAAAAGUAGCAGAAGAAACGGAAAGCGAGCACGUGGACAUCUCUAGACCACAACGAUCACAAUCUGUUCAAUCAGAGAUGGUGAACGUCGUCGACAAUAGAAAAUUUCUUAGAGACGCUUUGCUUGAUAGCGGAAAAGCGUAACAAUUUUGAUUUCUAAACUUUGUGUAUACUGUUACAAUUUAUUACGGUACAAUGUCUAGACGCUUUAAUUCUAAUUGGUCGGUAGAGACUGUGCAGAUAUGAUAAAGCUAGUCUAAAUUUCUAUCAACCCGUCACUUGAUUGUAAACUGUUUAUGUCGUGGCAAGAAUAUUUGAAAACAAUUGAAGCGUUGCUGUA